AUGAUGGUGACUUCUCUCUCCUUCAAGCUAAUGAGCGACGACGAGAGAAGGCCGGAGGAGAGGGUCGUCGGGUCGAACCUGCCUCCCAGCCUACUGAAGAUCGCUUCGCCGGCAAACGAGGAGAAGCGAGUGUCGCCGAAGAAGGAACCGCCGACGGAGUGGUCGCCAACGAGGAACAAAGAAGAGAAUAAGAAAAGGGAUGUCUACUGGGUUGUGUAG
Molecule: messenger RNA, 219 nt
Organism: Linum trigynum
Lineage: Eukaryota; Viridiplantae; Streptophyta; Magnoliopsida; Malpighiales; Linaceae
Source: the annotation of a GenBank genome assembly